This is a messenger RNA of Patella vulgata (common limpet), 5026 nucleotides long. Its product is annotated as amyloid-beta A4 protein. The record is from RefSeq and is a predicted model, not a curated record. The transcript has 4 exons. Gene Ontology annotation, molecular function: serine-type endopeptidase inhibitor activity. NCBI's taxonomy places the organism in Eukaryota, Metazoa, Mollusca, Gastropoda, Patellidae. Bases 455 to 1381 code for a protein of 308 amino acids.
CGAAAUCGGGCGGGGUCAUUUAAGACCAUGUGAACAACCCUUGGUCCAAAGUGUUAAUGGAUCUCAUUGAUUGGAUAAAAUAGAAGCUGUCUACAAAAAAUGGGUAACGUGCGGUAAUGAGGAAAGAGUGGUUGAAUAGUGUUUGUGAUAACAUUAGGUAGCGCUUACUGGUAUAAAACAAAACGUUCCCACUACGUCUCAACAAAACUUCUCUAGCGCUCUAUCCUACAGCUUGUCUUAGCUUUAUCGCUGUUAUACUGAUAGAAGGACAUCUAUAGUUUGGACUUAGAAUAUUAUUCGGUUUUAUUCGACGUACCUGUCACGAGGUGUUGGGAGACAUUUGAGUUGAUUUUAAGACGAGGAAGCCUGUGUGGGGAUUACUGAUAAUUUGUUGGAAGAACGGAGAAACGGGGAAAGAAUUAAUUUCUAGUUUAUAAUUCUAUAACAAUUUAACAUGUUGUCGACCAUUUUCAUCGUUUCUCUACUUGUAUUAAAGGUGUUAUGUGCGUCUCGAGAUAAAUAUUCAACUGGUGAAGAUGCCGAUAGAUUGUGUAAAGCCUACAAGAAAGUAUGUCCUGUGGGAAAAGUCUGCGUUAUACAAAACCUGUAUUGGCCAAGAAAAAUGGCGUUCCCAGUCUGUGUUCAUGAACGAGAGGUACCCGCCAAGUCUAAGAUCUGCGAGUUGCCACCAUCACCGGGUGGAUGUGCGGCCAGAUUCAGUCGUUGGUAUUUCAACGUUCACACGAAGGAGUGCUCUCCCCUUACUUACAGUGGUUGCGAGGGAAAUCUGAAUAAUUUCUACUCGAAAGAAAAAUGUGAGGAGAUUUGUGAAGUCAGUUUCACACCCGACGGCAUCCCACCGGAAAGCAUCUCACCGGAGACCACCACCCCGGAAAUCGCUCCACCGGAAAUUGUAAACAUUGGAGUCAACUCUGAUAGGAAUACCCCCGAUGUAAUGGCCGCUCCUGCACCUUUGCGAUUACAGACGGCUGACUUGCGACAGGCACUAGAAUUAGAAGAAAGCGAAAAGGCUGAAAUGGAAACCACCCGUAAGUUACGUAGAAAACACAGACGAGGACAAAGAAAGAUUAAUGGACAACGACGACGACGACGACGAAGACAAAGAAAACACAGACGUUACGGAACAUCAUCUGAUCGAUUUGGAGAAUUGCGCGGACGAAAGACAUCUUUCCUCUCGGCACCUACAGCGAAUAAUUCUAACAGCAAUGGUUCUAAGUUCUUAUUGCGCAAACUAAGGAGGAGGCAGCGAAAAUUGGCAAACGCACGACGUUAUUCGGGUUAUGAUGGAUACUACGACAAAAUCAGACUGUUUACACUUUUGGGUGGUGGUCAUCACAAGAGAGCAAAUACACAAGCAUAAACUAUUUCAAAAUAAGAAAUAUACACGGACAUACGGGUUUAAUGAAAAUUUAAACCCAAUAUUAACAAAGCUAUAAAUUCUGUCCAAUAUAUGCAAUAAAAUCAGCAUUAACUGAUCAAUUUCUAUUUCACGAGAUCAUUUUGUGAACCUCAAAACUCAAAGCUGCCAUAUUUAGAAACACUUGGAAUUUAGUGACGCUUUGGGCGGGUUUUAUUAUUUCAAGUGUGUUGAUUGGUGACAAUAUAGAUAACUAACCAAUGGCGUCUUUCUAUGACGUAGUGGAUUCGUGGAUAUAAUGCUAUACAGCUGAAGGGUUUAGAAUAUUCAUGCUGUGUAAUGGAAACUAAUGAACUAAGCUAAAGGACAACUACAGUCGAUGUAUUUUGUUAUAAUUUCAUGUCGUAUUACUUUCAAUCUUGCAAGAACAUAAGACUAAUUUUUGUGGUCUUUAUUUUAAAAAAAAUAUUAGUUAGCCCGCUUUUUGACGAUUAUCCCAGCCUCGUAAUCCGGGCUGAUUUUAGCCGCCGGCACUCAUUUAAAACUAACUAGAUAUGCCUAAUGAGAGGGGCCUAAUAUAGGUUAUGCCUGUUUCCCAAUGCCUGUUUAGAUACAAAUCUGAAUAAAAUAUUGUUUGAAAAAAAAAAGAAAUGAUCAAUGAGCAAAAUAUUAAAAACCUGCAACGACUGUAGUUGUCUUUUAAAUAUACUAUAUUGACUAUGUUAUUCAGGUGUUUUAAAUUAUGAUAUGAGAGGGUGUGUUAAUUUAAUUGAACACGACACGAGAAGAAAAUAACAUCAUGUGUUGUAAAUCAUGUAUAUAUUGUAUAAUUAUUGUAUAUAUUUAAAUAUAUCCAUUUAUUGUCGUAUUAGGCCAUAAACUAAUUACCCGCGUUUACGGUUACCCGAAAGACCCUAUUUUUCUUAGCAGAAAUCGUCGACCCUAAAUUUUUCUUUCUCAUUUCCUAGGUCCUAUAAAUCGGUCUUGGCAUGGUUUUCUACAUAUACACUGAACUUUCUGUAUUAUAACAAUCCCAAUCGAAAUUAUUCUACAGAACCUUACUCAGUCAUUAAACAUGCAUUAUGCAAGAGCUAAAUCUGCCUAUUGCAGGUCUUUCUUAAGGCCUGAAAUGUUUUCUAAAGUAUUAAUUAGACAUUAAUUAACUCAUCCAGGCCUUAAUCAACUCUCGAUGGUAUCAGAUUUCUCCGAUAUUAAAUAGAUUAGAAUGGUUCAGCAAUACUUUGAUUUAAUCAAAUAUGGAGGACCGAGACUUAGCUUCGAUCAACCAGUACGGUGGUUGAAAUUAUUGCACACGUCUGUCAAACCUUCAAAGGCUAAUUUCUCCGCUUGCAAUAGAGUAAUUUGAAUGAAAUUUUCAAAUUAUUCAUUUUACAUCAUCUACUUUCGAACUAUUAUAGCAAGAAUGGCUAGUUCUUUAUCUAAAUCUUACAUAAUGUAUCCUUAAGCUAGAAAUGCUAGGAGAUAAAUCGUAAACGGUAUUAAAAAUGACACAGCAAAGACAAUAGAUUUCAAGUAUCGAUGUAGUUUGUUAAAAAAAUUAAUGUAUUAGUUUACUUAGUUCUAUCCAAUCUUUAACCCACAAACCCACAAGAACAAGAUUUGCCGACCGACCGACCUUAUUCUUUGUGGCCACGUAAUCGUAAACACAGGUAUUUUUGUUUAUUUGGCCUUACAUAAUAAUAUGUAUUUAUAUAGAUUUGUAUUUAUCUUACAUUUGUGUUUCAUGUCAUUAUUAUGUACAAUCGUCGUCAUAUGCAUUGUUAUUGAUGAAUAAAUCUUUACAGGAAGUCACGCCAUUUUAAAAGAAAUUUUGAGAUUGCUUAGGUAAGCAUGCAUAGCUAUUGAUUAAAGUUUUACAGGAAGUCAUGCCAUUUUAAAAGAAAUAUCUUAGCAAGACUGCUCUCCGAUUGAUAAGGUACAAUUAUCCUCAAGUUUCGUUUUAAUGGUUGAAUCGUAGACUUCCGUAUAUUUGUAACCCUUCACAAAUCAAUUUUAUCAGUUAUUUUAAGGUUUAAAUUUAGGGAUUUUGUAAAUACUGAAAGGUCAUUGUUAGCGAUUUGAAAUAAUUUAUUCUCGUUCGUAUCUUUUAAACAAGUUUUAAAAAUAUUUACUUUUUAUUUUGUAAAUAUCUUGUUAUGCCUAUACAUGUAUUGAUAUAUAUAUAUGUACACGCAAGUAUAUAUGAAGCAUCUGUAUGUAGGCCUAUACCAAUACCAAAAAAGAAAGGUUAAAUUAAAUUCCACACGGACACCUAGAUAGUUUCUAUCACCUCCAACAUAGCCGGGAAAAACCGAGGCCCCGUAUACACAUUGGCGUGCGAGUAAAAGAACCCAUGACAGUGGGAAUUCGAAAUAAGAGUAGGCCGUAGGUAGGACGCUACCCCCCCCCCCCCCCCCCCAUUUCAUUAUAGCCGACAUCUUAAUGCAGGCAAUGUUGCGCCACCGGAAGCGGAGGGGCCCACAAUUCCUUGGGCGUAAUAGCCUACGAGGUCAUUACGCGACGAGAUAUUCAACAUUUUGACUGUUAAUUAGUUUCGGGCAGUUUAAAACGAAAUUCCUCCGCUGGUUGAAAUAUGGAUUUUGUAUCUAGAAAACAUAUGGUGCAUAUUUGAUAACCGAAGCUACCAAUAUGGCAGAUGGGGAAAUCGCCAUUCUCAGCGACACACGCGCAGGGGUCAUAAAAUAGCCAAAGUGUCGCUGCCGUGAUUUGAUAAUAAAUCCAUUGCAUUUCUUUUUUUAAAAAAAAUCUAGCUUUAAGCAGUGUAGUUACUUGGUCUUGUUACUAAGUGGAAGCCACGGGGGCUCAGCAUAAAGUACUCGGGGAGCUACUGUGGCUAAGUGAGUAAGACACUGGCUCGCUAGCCUGGAGGUCGCAAGUUCGCUCCCCGUGUUGGGAAUUUCCGGCGUGGUUUCUCCUUGUCAAUGGUGCUGAACGGAGGGCUUGACAAGAACAGUCAUUUGGAUGGGACGAAAAACCGAGGUCCCGUGUACAUAUUGGCGUGCACGUAAAUGAUCCCUUGGCAGUUGGAAUUUGACCUAAGAGUAGGCCUAAGCGCCGCAAUCUGGGCAAAAUUUCCCUCAUAGCACAAUCUAUGGCGUAUGCCCGUCUUCAUUAGCCGAGUGGCAGCAGAACAGUAGGACGUUAAACCCCAUUUAAUUUCAUGUAAAGUACUCACUUACAAACUUAGAGAUCCCACACUCGAUCCUAGUAUAGAUAAGAAGUUCCGCGGGAUACAAUUUAUUGUACUUACGUAUCGUGAUUAAUUAAGUCAGUACAUGGUCGUGCUUGUCUCGUAAAAUAGUUUCUUUUCUUUUCACGACCGUAAAGAUAGAGGAUAUGAUGAGGCUAGGGUGAAUGUCAUACUAUAACGAACCCCACGGCAAAGCUAAUAAAUGAGGUAAAGCCAAAAAAAAAUUCCAAAAGUUAAUCCUCGUAUUAUCUACUUGUUUUGUGUGGAAGUUAAAACCCAAUCUCCUUGUAAACUUAAAUGAUAUAGAUUUAUAAUUAUUAUUAUUAGCCUUAAAUAUGUAAAUAAAACUCUGUACAUUACAAUCGAUUUUAUAUAUAUGGCAUAAUAUUUUGUAUAUUGAUAUUAUGUCUACAAUAAAUGUUAAAAUCAAUUUAAAA